CUGAGGUGGCGCCUCUCCGCCCUUCUUAAUAGCAACGCUAAUUGUUGUAACAACUUGUGAUGCUGAUGAUGAUGAUACAGUAUCUCGAUAAAUAGCACAGAAAACAGGGGUCACGUGGCACCGUUCAUUCCAAUUCACGAUCUGGUGGGGAGUGAGUGAGUGAGUGAAGGAGCAUCAAUGGUGAUGGCGACGUCGACGAUGCGGUGAUGGUUGAUGGAGGAAGCUGAACGAGGGUAGAGUUUGUUUGAGAGUGACGCCCUCUUCACAAUCCUCACCCCGAGUUGUCUCCCUCGCGAACGACACAGGACGACAGCGGCACAGAGAGACACAACGGAGGUCUCUGCAGAGACUCCGAAGCGAGACGACAUUCAUAUCAAGACGUCUCAAGACUCCUCAAGACUCUGGGACCCACACGCGGGGCAUCGUCGACCCAGCGACCCAGACUCAGCGAGACAUGGCGGGGCCUCGCACAGCUGAGGCAGCAGCUGCGACCUGGGCCAACAUCUUCAUCCUCGUCGUCGUCGUCACCGCUUCUCUCGCGCAGCGCUCUGUGUCGGCGGCGUGGCUGCCCGUGGUGGAGGUGCGAGCGUCCCUCUCGGGCUCCGCACUGCUGCCCUGCCCCGUGCCCCCGCUGCCGCCGCCCUCCGCGGAGGAGAGGCUGCCCCCGCUGCCCCCGCUGCCCCGCGUCAAGUGGACCCUGCUGAGCCGCGAGCGUGGCGGGGGGCCGCUGCCCGCGGCGGUGGCGGCGGCGGCGGGGAGUCGCGAGGCGGUGGCCCCCGCCUACGAGGGGCGCGCCUCCCUGCCUGCAUUCGCCACGGACCCCCGGGACGGGUCCCUGGCUCUGGGGGACCUCCGGGACGGGGACCGAGGGCUCUACCUCUGCGAGGCCAUGAUGGGCCUGGAGGACCUGAAGAGGGCCGUGAGGCUAUACGUGGAAGGCGUGGUGUUCCAUUACCGGGCCCCCCAGGGUCGCUACGCGCUCAACUUGCGGGGGGCUCGGGAGGCAUGUGAGCGAGCAGGGGGGGUGUUAGCGAGCCCCCUGCAGCUGUCGGCCGCUCUGCACGACGGCCUCCAUCAGUGCGACGCCGGGUGGCUUAACGAUGGCAGCGUCCGGUACCCGGUGGUGGUGCCGAGGCCUGGCUGCUACGGGGACCUGCGCGCGGGUCCCGGGGUGCGGUCCUACGGAGUGCGCAACCCCUGGGAGACGUACGACGCCUACUGCUACACGGGGGACAACCAGGGCGAGGUCUACUACCUGGAGCGGGCCGGCACGCUCCCGUUCCCCGCGGCGGUGCUCGCUUGCGCCGCCGCCGGCGCUUCCCUGGCCACGGUGGGGCAGCUCUACUCGGCAUGGCACCACCACGGCCUGGACCGCUGCGACGCCGGCUGGCUCGCCGACGGCAGCGUGCGCUACCCCAUCACACACCCACGCGACAACUGCGGCGGCGGGGAGCCCGGCGUUCGCACCCUGCACCGGCACCCCGACCAGAGCGGCUUCCCCGAGCCGGAGACCCACUACGGGGUCUACUGCUACCGGGAAAACAAGGCCUCCACCUCGUCGCCAUCCGUUCACUCGAACUUAGACCCCAGCUCCACUCGUGGCACCCAGGACCCGGUCUAUGUGACCUCCCUGGAAACCGGGGACUCGCGGGGACUCCACGGACCCCUUGAGGGGUCAGGUCCUCGCACGGGAGUCCCAGCCACAACACUGGGGCCCGGAGGACGAGGAGGGGACUUCAAGGAAGCGACAUUAGGGGUCGGCGAACCCGAGGACUCGGGACCAGCAGCUUCCGAGAGCCUGGUAGUUGAGUCAGAGAAGAAGUGGCACGUUACUGUGGAGGACGCCGGUUUGCUCCAAUUUUCUCCCAUGGGAGGCUGGGACAGGCCCCAGGCAGAUGACGACCAGUCUCGGAACGCCAGCCACCACCACCACCACAACAACAACAUUGAGGCAGCUGCCCCAUCAUCAUCAUCAUCAGGAGCAGGCGGCCCGACCGCCAGUGGAAUUGGAUCAAGGGAUCGAAGGAUAGCGGAGACGGCGCUGGGGGGGGACGUGGGGUCGGACGGCACCAGCGGAGACGGCUCCCCCGAGGGGUCGGCGACCAGAGCCAUUGUGUCAGAGACCCCCAUCCUUGCCGUCCCCAUGCCCCUGCCGCCAUCUCCACCGUCCGACCCUAUCGGUCGCCCCCAGGCCCAAGAUGACCGAGAGGAGACGAUGGCGAUGACCACGACGACGACACGGAAUGUGGCCCGAGUGGUCGCUGACGAGGCCGGCCCCGAUGGUCCAGCCAUGGCAACGCUGAGCCCGGCUCCACGGAAGGAGGUCACAGAGAGCCCCAUGCUGAUCCUGCUGGAGUCAUCGUGGGUGAACCGGGUGACGGGGAGAGAGGGGGUCAUGGCGGGAGAGAGGGAGUCACCGUGGAGAAAGGGGGUCAUGGCGGGAGAGCCCGUGGUGGAAGGUGGGUUUAUCCUCAGCGUGAUCAGUCCCCAUCUCUCGGUGAUGGCCGGAACUACGAAGGCCGUUCAGACCCGGAUGGAGCCACCGGGGACCCAGUGGAGGCAGCUGACUGGGACCCAGCCUGCCCACCUUGAGAAGGGGAGCUUAGCCCGGCCAUCGCAAAAACCCCCGCUCGGUCAGCAAGGGGUCAACCCUGACAUGACGGCCGUCAACCGUGGGCUGGACGUUAUUGUCCCUAGGCCUGAGGAGGCAGUGAUGAUUCUGUCUGAAGGGGCCACAUCGCUCAACGUCUUUCCGACGCAGACAGAUAAUCUGUUGACGUCUCCCAUCACGACAAACGACGUUCCUCCUUCUGUCGCUGAAGUCGUUGCUAAUGGAAGAGAGGGCAGAGGGGACAAGGAGGUGCAUGAGAAGAUGGCAGUAGAGGUGAAAACAGAUCCAGCGGAGGAGGAGGAGAAGGAGGUGAUCGGGGAGGCGGGAUUUUUGAAAGCAACGACCACCGAGGACGUGGAGGGAAGUGGGGAGGAGACCACAGUCAUCAUCGCCAUAGCAACGGAAGGGAUCCAGAGGGGGCCUGCAAUUGUGUUACCCUCCUACGCGGAGUCCCUCAGCCCCGCCGAGACGGCGAUGAUUGAGGGGUCGGGGUGGAUUCUGGGCACGUUGGGUGAGUUGGCGGAUGAGGUGGUGGAGCAUGAGAAUGUGAUGAACGAGGAGGUGAUCGGGGAGGUGGACCUGAAAGAUGAGGCAGUUGACGGAACCUCUCACCAUCCAGGCGAGGUCACGAGGACGACGUCCUCCCCUCCGACCCCACCUCGAGUCCCACCUUUAACUGCGCCUGGGGCCACCCCGUCAACCAUGGUCGGCCUGCAAGGCCUCGAGGAGAUCUCAACUCUGGGGGUGGGAGGAGCCCUGCACUCUCAUCAUGGUGGCACCCAUGAGGAGGAGGGAAGUGCAGAUUCCCUGGUAGGGAGGCUCCAGGGGGAAGAGGGUGCGGGGAUGUUUCCUCAGCUCCCCGACCUCCGCGUGCCCUCCUCGCUGUCCCGUGCAGCUCCAGAGACCUCGCACCCAAACGGUGAGGAAGAGAAGGAGCCCAGCGGCUUGGCCGAAGGUAGUGGCUUCUCGGUGGACUACGCCCUGAGGGAGGAUUUUGACAAAAACGUGUCGUCCGUGCAAUUUUCCACUGCCGUAGCCACCGCCACCACCACAGCGACUUCCACAGCGGCGCCGGCGGAGGGGCACUUGAGCCGACUCGGCGGCAUCUUCGGCGCCGAGGAGACGCUGCGCUUGCUACCAAGCUCGGCGUUGGUAGACGGAGCGGUGAAUACGGGUGAUCUCAUCGCAGAGCGGAGCAGCGUUCGCACGGAGCCAGGAAGAGAAACGGCAAGGUUUUCAGAAGAGUCUCCACCGGCCUACACAGUAGGUUUUAUACAAGAUACGCCGCCAUCCUUUCGACCAGAAUCCACAAAAGACUUUGCACAAGGCUACACACCAGCAGGGUUUCCACCAAAAUUUAUAUUAGAAUCUCUAUCAGGUGCUACAUUAAAUGUUCCAGCAGCCUCCUCACAAGACUCUCCACCAGGCCACACAACCGAUCCAACUCUCAACUCUCCACUGGAUUUCAUACCACACUUUCUACUGGACUCCUCAAGAUAUUCUCCAUCAGACUCCUCACCAGACUCUCUCGCAGACGCCUCGAGAGACACCUCCUCACGAGGCCUUACAGCAGACUCCCGACCAGACUCUCACCACCAUGAGCACAGGGAAUCCUUUGAGCCCUUGCCAGAGGUGCUGGAGCACAGGCAGGUGCAGUUUAGCCUCGGUGAUUUCACCACUGAGCACAUGGGUCCUGGAACUUUGCGGGGGGCCAACAUCGACCUCAAGGGCGAAAAUCUUAACCUGGUGAAGGUCGGGGGGCGCUUGGAGGGCGGCAGCAGGGCUACGACAGAGGCACCCACGCCUCCUCCCUCACUUUCAUCGCCUGCAUCUCCCACAGAGUCCCCCACCGCUCCCCAUGGAGCCGGCUUGGAGCCAGGGAGUGGGCACCUGGAGGAGGGGUUAGGGAUGGCGGGGCCUGCACCGCACACCUCCUGGACGCCUGGACACACCUACAUCUCAACAGGCACACCUGGACCCGAAUCUCCUGGAUUAGUGUCUCCUGAGGUUCAGCCCCCUGUCUCCGUGCCUCCUGCGUUCAAGUCUCCAGGGUCCACUUCUCCUGAGAUGCAGUCUUCUGUAUCCACAUCUCCUGGACUUGAGUCUCCAGAAUUCUCGUCUCCUAAGUUUCAGUCUUCAAAAACCGUGCCUCUCGGAUCCGUGUCUUUGGAACUAACCGGAACUGACACCAAGCAUGUGGGGGUGGUGACAGGCGAGGGUGCAACAGUUACUGGCAUGACAGUCGUGGCGGCGGUGUCCUGUGAGCCCGGCUGGCACGGCUUUGGGGGGCGCUGCUACCGCUACGUGGCAGACCGGCUGCCCUGGGCCGAGGCAGAGGAGGCGUGCCGCUCCGUGGGAGGCCACCUGGCAAGCGUCGCCUCCCGCGACGAAAACAACUUCAUCCUUGCCCUCGGCUCCGACUACCAGUGGAUUGGACUCAACGACCGCUCCUCCGAGGGAGACUUCCGCUGGAGCGACGGCUCCCAGCUGAGCUUUGAGCACUGGCGGCCCCAGCAGCCCGACAGCUUCUUCUCGUCAGGCGAGGACUGCGUGGUGCUCAUCUGGCACGAGGAGGGUGAGUGGAACGACGUCCCCUGCAGCUACCGCCUGCCCUUCUGCUGCGAGACGCGGCCAGGACGCCCGCUGGCCUCCCGGACACCGCUGCGGCUCCCCGCGGCAUCGCGUCCGCCUCCUGCCGCGGGUCUCGUGUGGUGCGGCCACCCCCCCAUCGUAAGCAACGCACGGUGCUCCGGCGCGCCGCACGGCCGCUACGCGGUGGGCGCGUCGGUGCGCUACCGGUGCCGGGCCGGCUUCCUGCAGCGCCACGCCAACCCCACCUCGCGGUGCCGCCCCGACGGCAGCUGGGAGCGCCCGCGCGUCGCCUGCGUCCCACGGCCAGCGACACGACCGGGGCAGGAGAAGCGGCCCGUGUGGUUCGGCCUCUACAAGGACGCAUGGCUCCCGGCCCGCGCGUCGCGCUGGCUACACCACCUCCAGGACCCCCACAACCUCCACGACCCGCACCGCCCACACAACCUCCCCCACGACCCGCACACCGCUCGGUCGCUCCACGGCUGAGGGGCCGCUCGAGAGACCUCCACUGUGAGACGCCGGGAGGGCCUGGGGCCUUGGCACAGGCCUAGGGCCCCAGGCCUAGUCCUAGGGCCCUGGUCUGGUCCUAGAGUCCCAGUCGUCUGGUCCUUUAGUCAGUGGCAUCAAAUUCCUUCGGGGAAAAUGUUCCCUAAGUUCACACUGAUUCACUAAGGGGGAAAUGUGAGCGAAUGUACUUGAUGCAACUGACCCCUAGCCUGUGUGUGUGAGAGCGAGAGAGCAGUGAGGCGUCUGGAAGAUGAAAUGCUUUAACGCACCGAGACCCCACGAUCACUGCACUGUGUGCGAUGCGUUAAACACUGUUUAACACAUUCUAUUUAAUAAUUAUUGAAAGAUGACUUCAAAGUUAUAAUUAUGCGUGCAGCAGCGACCCUACUCCAGCGCUUUAUUAAUUUGUAUGGCAGUCAAGUCACCGUGUCAUCAGCCGUCAUCAAUCCACCGCUGGAUGAAGGCCUCCCCAACGUGUCCCCUCCUCUGCACAGGAGCCGAUUUUAUCGCUCCAUCUCUGCGGCGGACGUCCUUUCUCUCUCGGGUGCAAUUGCUUCCUUCAGUCCGGUCACAGUGACGUAACUACAGUGCAUCCUCACAGUCAACCGGAAAGUCUUUUGUUCUAAUGGAUGAAAAACCUCAAGGCUCGUGUUUGACAGCUGGGUUCACGCAGCCUUUGAGAGCCGCCCGUUGCUUGGGCUUGCGAUCCUCCUGUAGAGCAGGUCGGGCAAUAAGUUACGGCGACGUUGGACGCAGGUGCCAGCCAAAGCCUUAGUUUUGCUCAAAGCAGAAGUCAACCAGUGUUUGAUGAGACGCUGCCGACACAGCUCCCUGUCAACACAGCCACCUGCAUUCUGCUGCCACUCGCUGCUGUUAGCCGCUGCUGUCUGUAAACUGUGAUUGAUGGCGAUUGCACAGAGAUGUGUGUGCCUCUUGGGGACGUUGCUUGCUGUGGGAGACAACGCCGCUAUCACCGGGGUUUAGGCAACUGCGAGAGUAUGGACUUGAAGGCACGAGGAAACAUUUCUGAACAUGCCUUGAGAGGGAGUCUCAUUCACGGAUUUGGGCAGCUCAGUAGCACGCCCUUGGUUCUUACACGGUGCAAGGCUUUCGCGACCAAUGUUAUGAUUUAUAAUCGAUUUUUAGGGUCAGAUUGCCACAUGAGUAAAAUGCCAAUGUUUUGUGUCGCAUACCCUCGUCCACCCAGCGCAGCCAUGUAAAGCUGUCACGUUAACAAAUGCGCCGGUUGGCUAUUGGCUGAGCGCGCCUGGACGCGUAAGUGCGAUUUGGGCAGUCGCCUGAUGAUGCUGGUUUUAACUCCCAGCGAAACGUGGAAGCUAAUUGUGAAGCUAAUUGUUAAGCUAAUUGUGAAGCUAAUUGUUAAGCUAAUUGUUAAGCUAAUUGUUCAGUGUGAGCAGUUUGCUUUUUCAACAUUACCGGUGUGCUGCAGAAAUAUUAACCUGGCGCAUUUGUUCAGGUGACAACUUCAUGUACGACACAGCAUUGCCAUUUCAUUACACGCGGCAAUCUGACUGAACGAGUCAAUGAUGAACGCCUUAAGUUGUAUUAGACUGUCUGGAGCGGCACACAGUCACCUGCUGCCCUUCCAAGGCCAUUCAGGGGCGGCACCAGCAUCCACCAGCUGAGAAGCAGCGUUGUCAGGUGGCUCACCACACCAGACAUUGAUUUAUAAACCUUGUGCCCAUUCCAAACAUCAAUUGCUUAUUUCUGCAAUGUGCCACGUGAAAGAAGAAUAUUAAAUAGUUUUUGGUUUUAAAAUAACUACCGUCUUUCUAAUCAUAACUUACUUAAUUAUAUGAUGCCAAUAAUGUGCUUUAUAUAUCCAGGACACUGUGAUAAGCGGGCCCUGCUACAUUGGCGAAUUGUUUUAUUCACAAGAGUUUGUUGAAAAGAGUGUGAGAGUUUGUUGACAAGAGGGUGAGAGGACAGAGAGAACCCGGACAAAAACCACCACGCAUAUGAAUGGCACUCAAGAGGUCUGGACAUAUUAAUUGCAUCUCCAGAUAAUGUCCAGAUCCAAUCAACUGAACUCAACCGUAGACUCAACCCGUUUGCUGGACUGCCGCUGAUCCACCCCGCAGCCCCACGCCACACCGUGGCCGUGAGCUGCUCUGUGAGCCAUGGCUACACAGCACCUCAGAAAGUCGUGGUGGUGGCGGUGGCGGUCUCGCACCCAAGGGCCAACCAGAUUCAACACGUACCUGGGCUUCUGAGAUCCGCCGAGAUGUAUGUACUGUAUGUUUGUUGAACUUCUUUCGCACCGUACGUAGUCAACCGUACUAAUCGGAGAUGUGGGGGGAAAGGACAAUAAACUAAACACACAAAAAACUGUUUUAAACAAAUGAGUUUUCAAUCUAGAUUAAACAGUGCAUAGGGACCGUCCAUAAAUGACGUCACGCGAUUUUGGACGAUUUUUUUACCCCCCCCCCUUCGUCACACGCCGUCACAAAAAGUCAGCCCCCCCUCAAAUAUGACGUCACAAAGCUCUGCCCCCCCUUCCCCCCCAAAAAUAAAACAGGCUUCAAAUCGCUUGAAACUAUUGUUAUUGUGGUGCGUAUUUAAUGUGGCGCUGCACUCUGAUGUUGGAGGAGAAAACAUUUAUUACAACGUCUAUUUAAUUAAGUAGAACGUGUUGUCUAUGUUUAUUAAAAGUUGUGCAUUUUGAUGUGACGUCACAUUUCUCACCCCCCCCCCCUCGUCACAAAUCGUUACAAACGUCUGACCCCCCCCUAGGUGCGUGACGUCAUUUAUGGACGGCACCAUAGCUCCCGUGGCUUCCUAAUAUCGGAAGAGCGUUCCAGACGCCCGCAGACGCGUAUCUCAAAGCACGAAGCAGUGACCGCCUUGUUCUACGGCUCGCCGCAAGCAGCUGCGAGGAUGACCGGAGUUCGCGUGACGACUUAUGACGUCCCUUGGUCUUGUGGCUCAUUCGUGGCACCUCGGAACGCGUUCGCUCAGCAACCGGAAGCCAAUGCAGCUCAGCGAGCACUGGACGCAGAUCGGGCUCUUUCAGGGCGCGUUGGGUCGUGCUUCCAGAUCAGUAAAUAAAAAGAGACACAAAAGACAGCCGGACAGGUGCCGCUGGCUAUUUUUAUGAAAUGCCAAUCACAGCCUUCACGACUGCGGUGGCUGUGUGUGUGUGUGGGGGGUGGGCAAUUACAUUUCCAAAGGGGUCUUGGUGCAGAGUCGCACAGACUCGGGCCACCUGCUACUGUCGUUGUCUCCACGCCCCCGUUUACUGCCUGCAACUGUGGGCCCCCCCCCCCUCUCAGCUGACUCUCCGUCAAACAGUGGCCACCCGGGACGAUCAAUCAACAUCUCCUCCCCGCGGGGGGACCACCCCAGAGAGGCCACCAGCAAGAGCGACAGAGGGAGGCCGCCUUCUUCGCGAGCGCA
Molecule: messenger RNA, 9127 nt
Organism: Lethenteron reissneri (Far Eastern brook lamprey)
Lineage: Eukaryota; Metazoa; Chordata; Hyperoartia; Petromyzontiformes; Petromyzontidae
Product: aggrecan core protein-like
Biological process (GO): central nervous system development; cell adhesion; positive regulation of neuroblast proliferation
Cellular component (GO): synapse; perineuronal net
Molecular function (GO): hyaluronic acid binding
Source: RefSeq, a predicted model, not a curated record